Messenger RNA from Aspergillus calidoustus, 537 nucleotides. Lineage: Eukaryota; Fungi; Ascomycota; Eurotiomycetes; Eurotiales; Aspergillaceae. The record is from the annotation of a GenBank genome assembly.
AUGAAUCGCCCUCCCCCUCCAUCUCCUCCAGAUAUUUUAACACCUGGCCCCGAUGGAGCUUAUCUAGUCCAUCUGCUCAUCUACAACGGCGCCCCCUUCCACGACCACUGGGCGUACUGGAUCCAAUCGCGUCAAAAUACCGGCAGUGGUGUUCUUGUCCACGCCGCUGGCAAUGUUCGCGUGGGCUUCGAGUUCGAAAUCAAGCGCAGCUAUGGCUGGGACGAGGGCGAGUCCCCGCCCACGAAACGGGUGCCCUUGCAAUGGGUGAGCGGGGAGUAUAUAUCGGAGAAGGCCAUGUUGACUUCUGGGAAUGAGCAAGCCGAUCGUAUUCCUGCUUGCCCGUUUGAAGAGGUCUUGUCUAAGGUGGAGGUUCCGGUGAAGUCGUUGAGGAGCGCCGAUGAUCAGGCGGCUGGUGUUCCCAAGAGGGUAGUCCAGAGAGACUGUCAGACGUGGAUCGUCGAGGCCGCGGAACAACUAGUGAAGGAGCACAUUUUCAGCAGUGAGGUAGCUAGCUAUCUUCGCGCAAUUCAGCAGUGA